Messenger RNA from Labeo rohita (rohu), 2961 nucleotides. RefSeq names its product tubby-related protein 1-like. The record is from RefSeq and is a predicted model, not a curated record. Gene Ontology annotation, molecular function: actin filament binding. Gene Ontology annotation, biological process: protein localization to cilium. Gene Ontology annotation, cellular component: cilium. The transcript has 13 exons. NCBI's taxonomy places the organism in Eukaryota, Metazoa, Chordata, Actinopteri, Cypriniformes, Cyprinidae. Bases 98 to 1624 code for a protein of 508 amino acids.
AAGCUCCACACUUUCUCAUUACUAGCUUAGCAUCGCCACAGUGAGGCCUCGCUUGUAUUUGUUCAACUUUAUUGGACACAGUUUCAAGAUAAAAGACAUGUCUGCCGAAAAGAAGCCCAAGAAGAAGAAGCCCGAGUCGACUCUGGCAGAGACCAACGGGACCGAAGACAAACCCAAAAAGACCAAGAGCAAGAAGAGCGGCGGCGAUCUGUCGGCCGAGAACAGCCCGGCCACUCAGAAUGGAGAGAAGGUGAAGAAGAAGAAACUGGAGAAGGAGAAAGAAUCAACAGAGAAGGAGAAGGAAAUAAAAAAGAAAGCAAAAAGUGCUCCAAAGAAGAAAAAGAGUUCUACAGAAGAUGAUGAUGAUGAUGAGGAGGAUGAUGAAGAGACCACUCCUCAGAAAAAGACAAAGAAAAAGACUUCAAAAGACAGUUCUGAAGGAAAAGACAAAGAGAAGGAAAAAGACAAAAAGUCAAAAUCAAAAGACGUCAAAGAAGACGCAGACAGUAAAGGAAAAUCUAAAGCGAAGAAGAAGGAACCAGCCUCUAUGUUUCAGAUAAACGGAGACAAGCCUGAAACCAAGAGUAAAAAGAAAGCUGCCAAAUCUGAGAGUGAAGAUGAGAGCGAACCAGAAACCAAAACCAGCAAGACGAAGAAGAAGAGCAGCUCAAACCCAGCGUCCAUGUUUCAGACAGGAGGAGACAAAGAAAAAGACAAGGACAAAAAGACAAAAAAGACCAAAAGUCCUGCUAAAGCAGAAGAGACUGAAGACUCUGAUUCAGAAGUGACACAGAAGAAGAAAAAGGGCAAAGGGAAAAAAGGCAAAAAGGAGGAACGAGCACCUUCUCCUCCCAUCGAGUUUGACAAUCUGGAGGAGUUCGUUCUUCAACCUGCACAGCAAGGCGUCAUGGUAAAGUGCAAAGUGACCCGUGACAAGAGAGGGAUGGACCGAGGCCUUUACCCGACAUACUACCUGCACCUGGACAACGAAAAGAAAGUGUUUUUGUUAGCGGGAAGGAAGAGGAAAAAAAGCACAACUUCAAACUACUUGAUCUCCAUAGACCCAACUGACCUCUCCAGAGGAGGAGAAAACUUUGUUGGAAAGCUGAGGUCAAAUCUGAUGGGAACUAAGUUCACGGUGUUUGAUAAUGCACUGCAUCCGGACAGAGCUCUGCCGGACAUGUCUAACGCACGGCAGGAAUUAGCAGCAAUUAUCUAUGAAACAAAUGUUUUGGGCAUGAAAGGACCAAGGCGAAUGGUUGUAAUUAUCCCUGGCAUGAACAAAGAUGGAGAACGUGUCCCCAUACGACCACGUAGUGACAAUGAUGGCCUCCUCAUUAGACAUCAAAACAGAAAUAUGGAAAACUUGAUAGAGCUGCGCAAUAAGACGCCAGUGUGGAAUGAAGAGACGGCGUCACACGUCUUAAACUUCAACGGCAGAGUCACACAGGCAUCCAUCAAAAAUUUCCAGAUUGUGCAUAACAAAGACCAGGACUACAUUGUGAUGCAGUUUGGGAGAGUAGCAGACGAUGCCUUCACUUUGGACUACAGGUAUCCUCUGUGUGCCGUACAAGCCUUUGCCAUCGCUCUCUCCAGCUUUGAUGGCAAAAUCGCCUGCGAGUAAAAGCAUAAAGACAUCCCGCUGGUGUUUUCUAUGAUUUUGUCACAUGCAGCAAAUGGGAAACGUUCUCACUCAGCAUCAGCUCAAGACCAAAACCCAUAAAUCUGUAUAAAGCCACCAUUGCUUGUGGGGUUGCAUGAUUUUACAUGCCAUAGAGAGAUCUGCUGGUGAUAUCCGCUUGGGCUAAAAUCAAGUAAUGGUUGUACAAUGGGUGUACUGAGAAGGGGGGGAAGUGCAUUGAGAUUUGAGAGUUUGAAAGAUGUAAAUGACCCCUGGUGGUGAGGAGGUCAUGUUAGACAUGGAAUGUGUUUGAAAAGGGAAAAAGAAAUGAUGGAUUGUGUUGUAUUUUUAGGUUAUGUAUACAAUAAAAGUAGGAAAAAUGUAUUUUCACAUCGUCUGCUUCACAUUUUAGUAAAACGGGUUAAAAACAGUGUUAUAUAACCUAAUAACAUAAAUAGAAAAAACACUUGUUUAUAGGAACAGUUCACCCAGAGUUGAAAAUUAUGGACUCGUGUUUUGGCCAGAAACAACGGUUGAAGUUAAAAAAAAAAAAAAGUCUUAAUAAUGGAUUUGUUUCUUACAAACAUGCAGCAUUGGCUUUACAAGAUGUUAACGAAUGGACUGGACUGGUGUGAAUUACUUGUGGAAUAUUGUGAUGUUUUUUUAACAGCUGUUUGGACUCUCAUUCUGAUGGCACCCAUUCACUGAAGAGGAUUUAUUGGUGAGCAAGUGAUGUAAUGCUACAUUUCUCCAAAUGUGUUUUGAUAAACAAACAAACUCAUCUACAUCUUGGAUAACCUGAGGUUGAGUGCAUUUUUUAGAAAAUUUCUCAUUUUUGGCUGAACUAUUCCUUUAAAAAUAAUUAAUUAAUUAAGUGCUGUGUUUUGUGUGUGUAACUGUGUGAGAAUGCUUAUCUGAGAGCAAGCAAGAAAGAAGUUGUCUGUGCAAGUGUGCCGAAAGCCCAAGAUUAAAGCAAGGUCCAGGUUUAUCAAAGCUGAUAGUAAAUGUAAUAUUUUUACACAUGCAAUAUCAUUGACUGAUGCUUGGAGUAUGUCAAACAUCUCAACCACUCAUGCAAUUUCUUGCUUACUCAAGCAAAGAUGAUCUGGAAUAAUAAGUGUCAUUACAGGGAUAAUGCAUACUGUCAUCUGAUACAGAUGCUAACACCCAGUGCUUGGUGUUUAAUUGUUUUGUUUUGCCUUGUAUAUGUCAUUGUAGUUUAUGAUUAUUUGUGUAACUGUCUUAAUGCAUGUCGACAAAAGUAAUUAGACAUUAGUUCUUCUGUUUUUACUUAAUGUGAAUGUAAAUGUAGGAAGGAAAAUGCAAUACUUUAAAAUGAA